Molecule: messenger RNA, 2004 nt
Organism: Neoarthrinium moseri
Lineage: Eukaryota; Fungi; Ascomycota; Sordariomycetes; Amphisphaeriales; Apiosporaceae
Exons: 7
Coding region: 1-2004 (667 amino acids)
Biological process (GO): nucleolar large rRNA transcription by RNA polymerase I; RNA polymerase I preinitiation complex assembly; translation
Cellular component (GO): ribosome; RNA polymerase transcription factor SL1 complex; RNA polymerase I core factor complex
Molecular function (GO): RNA polymerase I core promoter sequence-specific DNA binding; protein binding; structural constituent of ribosome
Source: RefSeq, a predicted model, not a curated record
AUGGCGCCUUCUUCCUACCAUCGCAUGCGACCUCCUGAAAGGUGCGAGGAGUGCUCUACUAAGCUCUGGUAUGAGCAGGAAGGACUUCGCUACUGCAAGAACGGCCAUCAGCUCGAGGGUUUUGCAUCCCACGAUGCCGGCGAGGAUGAAUACGGAACAACGGGGAAGGUGACCAAGGCUAGAAAGGAGAAGCGGCAGAGAGCAGCGGUGAAGCUGGAGGGUCCCGAAGGCAGGAAACUGUACCUCGAGAUAUUGCAGCUCAUCAUCCGGAAGCAGCUCUUAUGGCUGGUGCGGGAAGAGAAAGGAUUCCCGAACGAGCUGGAGUCGGUCGUCCGGGGUCUGUGGACGUAUCUGCUGGGACUGCCGAUGAUGGCGGAUGGCACUGAGGGUCCGGAGACUGACGAGGCGACGAGCGCGAGCGAGCCCGAGGACAGCGAUGCGUCGACGAGCUCGCGAUGGGCUAUUGAAGGGUCGAGGAGGUCGCCGGGCCUUGUACAUACCCUGGCGCUAUGUUAUCUAGGUUGCAUUGUCCUGCGACUUCCCGUCAGGAUGGGAGACUUCCACGAGUGGGCGAUGAAGGGCGAUAUCGAGUUUUUGGCUGCCUUCAACGGCAUUCCGCAGCACGUCAAGGACCGUCUGCCGGCCAAGUAUCACAGAGCACUGCAAGUUCGAGAUCACAUCAAGCGGGGCAAACUGCUUGCUACCGCACAAGAGCUUGCGAUCACACUCAACGUUCACGCCGAACUCAAACUCCCGCCACUGAACUACGUGCCGAUUCUGGUGGAUUACAUUCAGCAACUCACCUUGCCGGUCGAGAUCUACUUCAUGGUCAAAUGCCUCUCUCAACUUCUCGAGGCGGAUUUCGGGUUUCCUGACGCAAAUUCUAAGCGGGUGCGCGCCAUGGAUAACCCAGAAGUAUUACUCAUUACCUUGGUCGUCGUGUCGACGAAACUACUGCAUCCUCUUGACGGCGUCCAGCGUCCGCCCAUUAGCGAGGGUGACCCAAGAACGACGCAAAUCAACUGGGAAGAGUGGCGAAAGACCAGAGAGCAGCCACCGCAAAAAUCGGAAGACAAGCUGGAAAGAGGAACGGAGCACGAGAUAACCGCGAAUGAAGCGCUGACGAUGGACAAGCAGAAGAUGGAUGAUUUCAUGGACUGGUUCGAGAGGAUGUGGAUCACGCAAGGUGAUGAUGAACCCAAAACACCUGCCUUUAUCCGCCAGCCAUUUCAAGAGGACAGCAGGACAGCAGGUGAACUGGAUAUGGCUGAACAGCCAAACGAUAAUGCCAAUAUCAAAGAACGCUACAAGGCUUUACAUGCAACUAUGCGGACAGUUGAGCCACAGCCAGACACAGCAGGUGGCAAGAGAGCUGCCCGUGACUACUGUCCGGUGUGGCGGACAGAAGACGAGCUGCCCGAACAUGCAAAGGCUUUCUACGGAGUAGCAGCAGAGUUGGCCGCAAUAUCGGUCCAGGCCUUGUUGAUGGCUGCUCUACAAGUCGAGAGACGCCUGGAGAUAUGGUCUGCUAGGAAGUUGAAGAAGGACAAGAUCGGGCAGUCACAAGAACACGCCGAACUUCCCAUCACCAACAGCAAUUCAUCGAAGACCGGCAAAAUGCAGAUCUUCGUGAAGACCCUGACGGGCAAGACCAUCACCCUUGAGGUGGAGUCUUCCGACACCAUCGACAAUGUCAAGUCCAAGAUCCAGGACAAGGAGGGCAUUCCCCCGGACCAGCAGCGAUUGAUCUUCGCUGGCAAGCAGCUCGAGGAUGGCCGCACUCUCUCCGACUACAACAUCCAGAAGGAGUCCACCCUCCACCUGGUCCUCCGCCUCCGUGGUGGUAUCAUCGAGCCCUCGCUCAAGGCCCUGGCCUCCAAGUUCAACUGCGAGAAGAUGAUCUGCCGCAAGUGCUACGCCCGUCUUCCCCCGCGAGCCACCAACUGCCGUAAGCGCAAGUGCGGUCACACCAACCAGCUCCGACCCAAGAAGAAGCUCAAGUAA